Strongyloides ratti is the source of this 1161-nucleotide messenger RNA. Its product is annotated as 3-beta hydroxysteroid dehydrogenase/isomerase domain and NAD(P)-binding domain-containing protein. Lineage: Eukaryota; Metazoa; Nematoda; Chromadorea; Rhabditida; Strongyloididae. Gene Ontology annotation, molecular function: 3-beta-hydroxy-Delta5-steroid dehydrogenase (NAD+) activity. Gene Ontology annotation, biological process: steroid biosynthetic process. The transcript is spliced from 2 exons. The coding region runs from base 1 to 1161 and encodes 386 amino acids. The record is from RefSeq and is a predicted model, not a curated record.
AUGACUAAUGUGAUAGCUAUUACUGGAGCAUCAGGACUUCCAGGACAACAUCUUGUUAAAUAUCUUCAAGAAAAUUCUGAAAUAUUAAACAUGAAAGAAAUAAAAACAAUUGACUUAAAACCAUUUAAUCCAUUUAUACAAAUAAUUAAAAAUGUUCCAAUGAAACAUUAUCAAAUAAAUUUGUGUGAAAAAGAUAAAUUAAAAGAUGUUUUAGAAAAUGUAACAGCUAUUUUUCAUUUAGCUGAAAAAUCAUUUGAUUAUACAAAUAAAAACUUUACUCCAACAAGUAAAAAAGAAUAUUAUGAAAAAAAUGUUAAGUCUGUUGAAUGUUUGACUGAUUGUAUGGUUGAAAAUAAUAUAACAAAUAUUGUUUAUAUGGGAAAUGCAUAUUGUAAUCUUCCAUCACAAGAUAAUUUUGGACUUUCUGAAGAUAAUUUUGUUGGUUUAAGUAAUUCAGGAUAUAUUCUUGGUUAUUAUGGUGAAACUAAAAUUAAAGGAGAAAUAUAUUUAAGAAAUUUUUGUGAUACAAAAUUAACUAAAAAUGGAAAUAAAAUUCAACUUACAUGUAUUAGACCAACAAUAGUUUAUGGUGAGGGUAAUUGUAAAAUAAUAAAUACAUUAUUUAAAAUGUGUAAAGAAAAUAAUGGUAUUUUAAAUUAUGUUGAAGGACAAAGUAAUGGUUUACAACAAUUUGUUUAUGCAGGAAAUCUUGCAUAUUUUAUGACAAUAGCAAUGAAGCGUAUUUUUGAUUCAAAUAAUAAACAUAAAAAUGUAUUUUUAUAUGUUAUGGAUACUUCUGCAUGUACCACAACACAUGAAUUUUUUUCACCAAUUAUUCAAUUAAAAGGAUACAAUAUAUCUGAGAAUGGAUCAAAUAUUAUAUCAUUUACAAUUGAUAGAUGGUAUGAAUAUUUAAAACGUUUUUUUAUUUCAAAUAUUGACCAAAAUGCGAUUAGUGAUAUGGCAAAAACUUUUCUUUUUAAAUAUGCUCUUGGUUUUGCUGAUCGUAAAAUGUGCCUAUAUUUUAAACCAAGUAUUCCUUUUAAACAAAAAGAUGCUUUUAAUAAGGUUUUACAAUGGUACAAGAAAGAAAUAAUUGAAAAUGAUAUUUUAGAUGUAUCAAAAAUAUCAAAACACAGAGGUGAUGUAGGGGCUGGAUAA